CCUCUGGCCUUUUGUUCUGCUCUAGACGAGGGCAAGAAAACCCUAUUUUUUCCCGUCUCCGAUUCCUUUUCACUCAAUCGACGCCAUGGCCAAGAGCUCCUUCAAGUUGGAACACCCCCUCGGCCUUUUCCAGCAUUGAUGGUCGUUGUGGGGGAGAGAUGGCGAGGAUGGUUUGGCAGAUUUCAAUCGCCGCAUCUGGUGAUGGUUUUGUGUUUCGCCAAAUUUUUGAAAGGAGACAGGCAGAAGCUGCCCGUAUCAGGGAGAAAUACCCAGAUAGAAUUCCGGUUAUUGUGGAGAAGGCUGAAAGAAGCGAUAUCCCUGAUAUUGACAAGAAGAAAUAUCUGGUUCCUGCUGAUUUGACUGUUGGACAGUUUGUCUAUGUUGUCCGGAAGAGGAUAAAGCUUGGCGCUGAGAAGGCUAUAUUUAUCUUUGUUAAGAACAUUUUGCCGCCCACUGCUGCCAUGAUGUCGGCAAUUUAUGACGAAAACAAAGAUGAAGAUGGGUUCCUUUACAUGACUUACAGUGGGGAGAACACAUUUGGCUCAGUCUGACUGCAGUCAAGGAAAUUAUGUAAAUAAGACUUCAUGGAAGCAUAUGCUGAAAUAUGUAAAUUCGUAAUCAUCUACUACCUCGUAUUAUGGUUUCUUUCUAUAUUGCACCUUUGCGACAAUUACCCCUUCCUAAUUUGAAUUGUUGAGCAAUCAUGAUUUCAAGUGGUGAAUGUUUAUAUAGGUGUUUUCUUUC
This is a messenger RNA of Diospyros lotus (date-plum), 744 nucleotides long. Its product is annotated as autophagy-related protein 8C-like. Bases 159 to 551 code for a protein of 130 amino acids. Gene Ontology annotation, biological process: cellular response to nitrogen starvation. The record is from RefSeq and is a predicted model, not a curated record. Lineage: Eukaryota; Viridiplantae; Streptophyta; Magnoliopsida; Ericales; Ebenaceae. The transcript is spliced from 6 exons.